AUGCCCUCCAGUGAGCCUCAUCCCCCCCAGUACCAUCUUCAGCACCACAACAUUCCUCCCUCGCAUCUUCAGCAACACACGUCGACAGCGAUCGGGCAACAUCAGCUCUACCAACAGCUGGUGGCCGCCCAUCAACAGCAGCAGCAGCAGCAACAACAACAGCAACAGCAGCAGCAGCAGAGACAGCAGCAACACGGCGGCCCCUUUCAAAAUUCCACGUACACGCAGCAAAAGCAGGAGAUGAGCCCGGAGGAGGAGGGGGGUCGAGGGGGCGGGUCCCCCCCGGCAGCGGGAGCUGCGUUACAUCAGCCCCAUCACCCCCGGACAGCCAGUCCACCCUCGGGCACAGAACCCUGCACCCGCGAUGCCAUACCAACGCCUACACCGAUCGUCGACACCACGACAACCACCACCACCACUACCAUGACCAUGCAGUCGCAGGGCCAGCAACAGCAACAGCAAGAACAACAAGGUCCGAGCCCCAGUCCGAGUCCAACGGGAGGCGACGUGGAAAAAUUCGACGGGAAGAUCGUUUACAAUCCGGACGGAUCGGCGUACAUUAUCGAGGGAGAGAGCGAGCUGAGCGAGGACGACUCGCUGCCGGACGGUUGCAUCGUAGACGGGCGCGGUGUCUCGGUUCCUCAUUCGCUGGUGUUUCCUCAGAUCGCGAGCGCGUAUUACGUGUCGCGAUUGUACGCGCACCAGGCGUACCAGCAACAGCAGCAGCAGCAACAGCAACGUACAACGGCGGCGCAGCAGCACAAUCCCGAUCUUCCUGUGAUGCACAGCUAUCGGGUGAUCAGUUACAGAAGCGCCGAGGGUAGCAAACAACCGCCGCCGCCUCCUGCCGCGCCGCCACCUCCAGCCGCCUCGGUGCCGGUCAAGCCUAUCCUCAUGUGUUUCAUAUGCAAACUUAGUUUCGGCUACGCGAAGAGUUUCGUGGCACACGCUCAGGGCGAACAUCAGCUCACUUUGAUGGAGGACGAACGACAGAUACUCUCACACGCGACCGCGUCGGCGAUCAUUCAGGCGGUAGGCAGAGGCAAACAACCGCUGGUCAGUUUUCUCGAGCCGGUGACGAGUUCCACUUGCCCGCAACCGUCGCCCGUGCAGAUGCAGAGCCAGCAACAGCAGCAGCAACAGCAACAGCCGCGUACCGAGUCCAAUCUCGAUCACGAGACACCGACCACGACCAGCACGCCCGCCAGCACUCCCGGAGUACCGAGCAGCCCGCAACAGCAACAACAACAACAGCAACAACCGCAGAGGCCGUCACCCAGCACACCCACCACUCCCACGUCUCACUCGAAUCAUCCCCUCGCGUACAAUCAUCAACAGACGCAGCAGCAUCAGUGGACCGGUGGCCAGGUGAGCGCCGCCUCUUGGGCAAAGGCGCCUGACGCUUCCAGCAUACACUACACGUCACCGCCGCCAUCCGCCUCGUCGACUAAAGGCUCGCCGUCCUCGUACGCAGCGUUGACCCAGCAACCGCCGAAUUUCCUCACAGGCACAACGAUCGGUGUCUGUCCCGAGCACAUGCAGGGAAGACCCAGCGGUGUCGAGUGCCCCAAGUGCGAACUGAUCUUAGCCAGCAGCAGACUGGCCGGUCCGGGCGGGCCUUUGGCCGGCAUCCAUAGCAGAAACUCGUGCAAAACGCUCAAGUGUCCGAAAUGCAACUGGCACUACAAGUACCAAGAGACUCUGGAGAUUCACAUGAAGGAGAAGCAUCCCGAGAGCGAAACCUCUUGCAUUUACUGCAUCGCCGGACAACCGCAUCCGAGGUUAGCGCGCGGCGAGACAUACACCUGCGGGUACAAGCCGUACAGAUGCGAAGUAUGCAACUACUCCACCACGACGAAGGGUAAUCUCAGCAUUCACAUGCAAAGCGACAAACAUUUGAAUAACAUGCAAGAGCUCCAACAGGGUGGCGGCGGUGGCUCGGCAGCGAGCAAUCCGUCGUCGUCGCAGGACGCGCCGAUGCCAACGAGAAGCCCCCAUCAUCAGCAAAACCACAGUCCGCACAUCGCUGGCCAGGCCGGGAGCCAAGGGAAGCCGAAGCCGACGUUUCGCUGCGACGUCUGCAACUACGAGACGAACGUCGCUCGUAACCUGAGGAUACACAUGACCAGCGAGAAGCACACGCACAACAUGCUGGUUCUGCAGCAGAACGUCAAACACAUGCAGACACUGACCGCGCUCCAGUCUCACCAUCAGCAGGCCCAGCAUCACCACCAACAAGCGCAACAGCAACACCAGCAGCAACUCGAGCAGCUGCUUCACCUCGGCGGGCUGGACAAGCCUCAGCACGCGGAGGCCGCUCUCGCGGACAUGGCCUACAAUCAGGCAUUAUUGAUUCAGAUGAUGACCGGCGGUCAGUUACCGCCGCAGUUACCGCCGGAGAUUAUGGGCGGUAUGGCCAGUAUGGGUGCUAUGGGGAAUCUCGGCGGUGACGUUGGUUUGUCACCGGACAGCAUGGAUCCGCCACCCGAGCCGGCCGAUCCCGAUCCCUCUCAUCUCUAUCAUUGCUGCGUGUGCAACAAUUUCGCCACUGAUUCGUUAGAGGCUCUCGGCCACCAUCUGGCCGUGGACAGAACGAGAACGCGGGAGGGGGAGAUCUUGGCGUUGGUAGCCGGCCACUUUGUCUGCAAACUUUGUUCCUACAAGACCAACCUGAAGGCCAAUUUCCAACUGCACUGCAAGACCGACAAGCACUUGCAACGUCUGCAACACGUGAACCACGUGAAGGAAGGCGGGCUUCGAAACGAGUGGAAGCUCAAGUACCUGGCCUCGCCCACGAGCGCCGCGCAAUUACGUUGCCACGCGUGCGACUAUUACACGAACAGCGCUCACAAAUUGGCCCUGCACGCCGCGUCGCCGAGGCACGAGGCCGCGGCGCUUCUUCUCCGUCACUUGCUCGAGGCCAGCGCCAACGUACUCUCGCAGGCCAAACUCUACCACUGCGCGUUGUGCGGCUUCAGCGCGAGACACCGAUUGCCCCUGCUGCAACACGUUCGAUCGCUCAGACAUCUUCAGAUGGAACAGUUGCACCAGCUUCAUCGGCGAAGCGGCAUCCAGGGGAACGAGACGCCGCACACCGACAUUGGCGACGUUUUCCAAGUGAUGAGCGACCCGGACGCUCCGCCCGCGCAACAGCCUAGUCCCACCACACCAACCAUGCCGAAUGCUACCAGUGCCAAUAGUGAACGACGAGAGGAAGGCAGUGACUGCGGCAGCGAGGUGAAGCAAGAACCGGAUAACGAUCAGGAGCCGGAACAAGAGCCGGAUAACGAGCACGAGGAAGUUACCUGCCCUUAUUGCACUUAUCAACCGACGUCGCGCGAAGAAUUGAGGCAGCAUUUGCAAGUGGCUCAUGUCCAGGAUGCCGAGGACAAAGCGGAGGCGGUGAAGGAAGAGCCGCCGCCGGAAUUGUUGUGCCCGCUCUGCCAGGACGGCUUCAAAGAGCGUUCCGCGCUCGAGAAACACGUGAUGCAAAUCCACUCAGUGAACGCGGACGGUUUACAACGGCUGCUGUUGCUGGUGGACCAAAGCCACUGGCUGAACAACAAUCCGCGAAAUAGCUCAACGCCGAUGGUGCCUAUGCCCUCGUCGCCGACUACCACGGCGAAACAACAACAGGAGGAGGAUAUGAGCGAGCGCGGGGCCAACGAGGAGAUCGACGAGAUCACCAGAUGCACCGUAUGCGGCCGCGUGUGCCGCUCGUUGGAGGAACUCCAACAACAUCAUAGGGAGACCCAUCCGGCCACUACGCCCACGCUCGCCGUCAGCGAGAAACACGUUUACAAGUAUCGGUGCGGACAGUGCAGCCUGGCGUUCAAAACUCUGGAGAAGCUGCAACAGCACUCGCAGUACCACGCGAUCCGGGACGCGACGAAAUGCGCGCUUUGCGGAAGAUCGUUUCGCUCGGUGCAAGCGCUCCAAAGACACCUGGAGUCAGCGCACGCGGACCUCCACGAGGACGAGCUGGCACAGUACAAGCAGAGCCUGAUACACGCUCAUCCGCUUCUUCAGGCGCUCACGGAGGAAGCCCUGCGUAGGCAGGGCAGCUUGAUCGGCGAGCAGAACGUGGACGAUGACGCUAGCAAAGCGGAAGAAGAGGAGAGCGACGCGAGCGACUCGUCGCCGUUGCACAAAGAACAGCGUCUCCUGGAGGACUAUCUCAACAGUCAACCGGUCGCCGAAGAUUCGUAUCACGAUCCGGGAAGAAAGUUCAAGUGUCAUCGUUGCAAAGUCGCGUUCACCAGGCAAAGUUACUUGACCGGGCAUAACAAAACUCUGCUCCAUCGCAAAGGCGAGAAGAUGUCCUAUCCAAUGGAGAAAUAUCUAGACCCCAAUAGACCGUACAAGUGCGACGUUUGCAAGGAGAGUUUCACCCAGAAGAACAUCCUGUUGGUUCAUUACAACAGCGUGAGCCACCUGCACAAGCUGAAAAGAGCGAUGCAGGAGCAGGGUAACAACAACACGCUCAUCUCCGUGAUGCCACCCGCCAGUCCCACAGAGUCGCCCGAUUCUCAGCAAGACCAGGACAAGAAGCCAUACAAGUGCAACAUCUGCAAGGUGGCCUAUUCGCAAGGCAGCACGUUGGACAUUCACAUGAGGAGCGUGCUGCAUCAGACUAGGGCCAGUAAACUGCCGGAUCUCGCUGCCAGUGGCCAGCUAGAUCUCGCUCGUCCGUUGAUCGAACAACCGCCGCCAAGCAGCCCGAACAGUCCACCGGUGAACACCAGCAGCACCUCUGGAAACAGCGGGACGAUGUUGUCCUGUCCCCGUUGCAACGCCUUCUUCGUCAAUCAGGAACAGCUCGCCACCCAUCAGCAACUCUACUGUAUAUUCAGCAAUCCGUUGGCGUUGUUUCAACAGCUGGCGGCGUCUCAGCAGCUCGCGUCCACUCCAGCCAAAACUCCGCCGCCAACGUCUACAACGCCCGGCCCGCAACAGCACUUGCAACAAGCCACGCAACAUUCCUCGCAAACGACGCAGGACAUUCUGUCUCAGCCUCGCCACAAGACCUCGCAGAUGUACAAACAUCUUCUGGAGAGUUUCGGUUUCGAUCUGGUGAUGCAAUUCAACGAGAACCAUCAACGACGCCAGCGCAAAGAGGAGGAGGCUGCGGCCGCGCUUCAAGCGCAGCAGGAGCAACAGAAACAGGAGCAGCAGAAGCAAGCGCUGGCUGCUCAGGCGGCGCGCGAAAGGGAGGAAGAGGCGGAGGAGCACACCGACGACGACGUCAUACCGGAGCUAACCAGGAGCACUUGUCAGCAUUGUAACAAGGAAUUCAGCAGCGUUUGGGUGUUGAAAGCUCAUUGCGAGGAGGUGCAUCGUGACUUGGUGCCGCGCGAGUUCUUGGAGAAGUACGCCCAGCAAUUUAAAUGUGAGUACGAGAAGAAGAGCGUCGUGGUGACUGUCGCGACGUCUUCUUCCACGUCGUCCGGACCCAGAAGCUCGACACCGGCCUCCAGCCAGCCGCAGGAUCUCUCCUCGGACAAGGAACAACGCGAGAAGGACAAGGAGGAUAUGAACGAGAGCAAAGAUCGAGUCAGCAAGACCCCGGAGGCUACUUCCACCACGCCGGCAACAACUCCGGCGUUGAGCAACACGCCAGUGUCAAGCACCGAUUCUACAACUCCAACCGUGUUGUCGACCAAUCCUCAGCUUCAUAUUCAACAGCAGCAGCAGCAACAACAACAGCAACAGCAGCAGCAACAGCAACAACAGCAACAGCACGCUCAGUUGACACUCGCGCAACAGAUGACAGAGAUGCAAGCCGCUUUAAACGCGAUGGCUGCGUCUCAACUGCAGCAGCAGCUUCAACAGUAUCCUGGACUGAUGAUGGGCAUGAUGGGUUUACCCCUUGGAUUGAACGUUCCCGCUCUCGCUGCCAUGAAUCUUCAACCACCGUUGGUGCCGAUGAUGCUACCGCCGCCGCCGUACGACGGAACGGCUACCGGAUAUCCACCCCCUAUCAAUGCACAAGCCGAUCUCCUUGCCAAGCAACAUCUCGCUUUGCAGCAGCAACAAGCAGCAGCCGCAAACGCGGCUGCCUCGCAGAAACGAGCGCGAACGCGCAUUACCGACGAACAGCUAAAGAUAUUACGAGCGCAUUUCGACAUCAACAAUUCCCCUGGCGAGGAACAGAUUCUAGAUAUGGCGGCUCAGAGCGGGCUACCGCCGAAAGUCAUCAAACACUGGUUCAGAAACACGUUGUUCAAAGAGCGGCAACGGAACAAGGACAGCCCGUACAACUUCAACAAUCCGCCGAGCACAACGCUGAAUCUCGAGGAGUACGAAAAGACCGGCGAGGCGAAGGUGACGCCGUUGAACUCUAGCGUGUCCGGGAGUAGUUCCUCGGACGACAAAAGCCCGAAUAAACAAGCUACACCGCCACCAUCGACCACUGCACAAGUAAACACGUCGCAGGCCAGCGAGAUCAAGCAGGAGAUUCAAGAGCAGUCGCAGUUGCACGUUCAGCAGCAUUCACAGGAGGAGCAGCAACAUCAUUCGCCCGGUAGUUCCGGCGGACAGCAGUCGAGACCGCACUCGCCGGCGCUCAGCAUGAGCUCCGUGUUCUCUGGGAUUCAUCACGACGUGUCGUCGCACGGCGCGUCGACCGCCAACGCUCCUAGCACGCCGAUGCUACCGCCGAAGCUGGCACCGCAGAACUUCACCAGCCCGACUCCCGGUGCUGGUAACGUGGUCCCGGGGGCGAUCGCGGCAAUGGCUCUGACGCCUCAACGAUCACUCAGCCCUGGCCGUGGACCGACCGAUUACUCCUUCAGCGGAAGCACCAACGGCAACAGCUCCUCGUCCGGCGGUAGCUCCGGGAAACGAGCCAACAGAACGAGAUUCACCGACUAUCAGAUCAAGGUGCUUCAGGAGUUCUUCGAGAACAACGCGUACCCGAAAGACGAUGACUUGGAGUACCUGAGCAAGCUGCUCGGGCUGAGCCCGCGCGUGAUCGUGGUAUGGUUCCAGAACGCUAGGCAAAAAGCGCGAAAGGUGUACGAAAAUCAGCCAGCCGCUGAGCCAGUGACGACGGGCAGCCGCGAGGGUGACGAUGGUUCAGGCCGCUUCCAACGGACCCCAGGCUUGAAUUACCAAUGCAAGAAGUGUUUGCUGGUGUUUCAGAGAUACUACGAGCUCAUUCGUCAUCAGAAGACGCACUGCUUCAAGGAGGAAGACGCGAAGAGGAGCGCCCAAGCGCAGGCGGCCGCGGCCCAAGUCGCCGCUGUUCUCAGCUCCGAAGACAGCAACAGCAGUUCCACCACCACCACUGCUAACGCCGUGUCCAGCAAUCCGAUCAACACUCCCGCACUCGCGGAACAGUUGCAUCAACCGUUGAACGCCACCACGUCUCCCCAUCAUCAGCAGCAGCAACAAAUGGGACAGUCGCAUCAACAUCCUCAGCAACAGUCGCAGCAGCAGCAACAGCAACAGCAACAGUCGCAGCAACAGCAACAGCAAUCGCAGCAGCAACAACCGCAACAGUCGCAAACCGAGUCGAAGGAAGGUAGUUUUCAGUGCGACAAGUGUAACCUGAUGUUCGGGCGGUUCGAACUUUGGCGCGAACAUCAGCUAGUACAUAUCAUGAACCCGUCCCUGUUCCCACCCGCCUAUCCGCCAGACUCACCGUUCGGCAUCCUCCAGCAACAAGCGCUGAACGCUACCAGCGGGGUAGCCGCCGAUACCCCUCACCCUUUGAUCGCGAUGAUGCAAGAGAGAAAGAGAAAGUACGAUGACUUCGACGAGGGAACGGUCGGCGACAGCCGCUCCAACUCCGAACACAACGAGCAGCCGAAGGACAAGCGACUAAGAACGACGAUACUGCCCGAACAGUUGGAUUAUUUGUAUCAAAAGUACCAGGUCGAGUCGAAUCCGUCGAGGAAGAUGCUGGAGACGAUCGCUCGCGAGGUCGGUCUGAAGAAACGGGUGGUGCAAGUGUGGUUCCAGAAUACGCGCGCCCGCGAACGGAAGGGCCAGUUCCGCGCGCACAGCCAGGUGAUCAACAAACGGUGCCCCUUCUGUCCGGCCUUGUUCAAAGUGAAGUCGGCCCUGGAGUCGCAUCUCAGUAGCAAACACGCCGAUCAGGUGGCUCGCGGCGAAGUGAAUAUAGAUAACAUUCCGGACGAGGAACUAUCGAUGGAGUCGGCCCCCUCGAACCCGAGCACGCCCAACAUGAUGCCGCCACUGUUCCCGCCGUUCAACACCGAAAUGGAGGCGUCCCUGAAAAAGUACUACGAGGAGUCGAUGAAGCGAUACAUCAGCGAGCUGCAGGCUCACGCCAGCAACGGCAAGCAAGAGACCGCGAACCAUCAGGCGGGUGGCAAUAGCGGCGAGUCCCCAUUGGAUCUGAGCAAACCGGUAGAUCUGAGUCGCCCGAUGAAACUGAGCCUCGGCGGGCUGUCGAAUCUCCUCGAUGAACAACACGGCGCGCACUUCCGCGGCGGCAGCGAUUGCGGUCCACUGACCGACCUCUCCGAGAGGAGCAUCUGCGACGACGACAGCAUGAGCGAGACCACGGAAUUCCUAGACGACGAGAGCGGACCGGCGAGUCCAGCCUCGAGCACACAGAGCUCCAGACAGGGUCCCGCUUCGAUGUCCGCUACCCAGGUGAAGGUGAUGAAGUCGCUGUUCUCGGACUACAAGACGCCCACCAUGGCCGAAUGCGAGAUGCUCGGACGCGAGAUCGGACUGCCGAAGCGCGUGGUUCAGGAGUGGCAGGUAUGGUUCCAGAACGCCCGUGCAAAAGAGAAAAAGGCUAGACUGGCGGCCGGUUUGCCGGCCGAAGGCUCGGCCGUCCAACCUCAUCGCGGCCCCACCGGCCCGGACGAGUGUAGACUCUGCUCGGUUCGAUACUCGGCCAAGUCGCCGCUUCAGGAGCACGUAUUCUCACGGCGACACAUCGAGUCGGUGCGUGUCGCCGUCGAGGAGGGUAGCCUCGUGCCGCCAACACCCGGCGCACCGAUCGUUCCUGGCGGCAACAGCGGCGCAGCAGGAAUCGGUAGCUCGCCGGUGGUCGGACCUGGUAACCAGCAAACCAGCCAGCAGCAACAGCAGCAGCAAUCGGACGAAAACAUGAUGUACGGAUCCUUGUUCCUCCAUCCUACGGCGAUGUUCCAGUCACAGCAACAGCAACACCCGGGCGCCGCAGCGGCUAGCACAGCUACCACUACCGCCGGUGAGUGUCUGGCUGACCUCUUAGACUCGUAA
This is a messenger RNA of Heterotrigona itama, 9225 nucleotides long. The record is from the annotation of a GenBank genome assembly. NCBI's taxonomy places the organism in Eukaryota, Metazoa, Arthropoda, Insecta, Hymenoptera, Apidae.